This is a messenger RNA of Gongylonema pulchrum, 336 nucleotides long. Lineage: Eukaryota; Metazoa; Nematoda; Chromadorea; Rhabditida; Gongylonematidae. The record is from the annotation of a GenBank genome assembly.
AUGAGCGGAGAAGGCGCUAAUAUCAACAGAAUCAGAAGUUUUGUGCUGCCACAGAAGAAUAUCAAGGUAUUCCAAUACUCUGCCACAAAGCAAAUUAGACUCGCGACGAAGAAGAACAAUUACUGGGUCAUUAAUCUUUUGUCGCCGAAGGCUUUAGUACCGAUUACCGAAACAUCAGCUCCGCCAUCAGCACGAAAUUUAAUCGGCGUACCGUUAACAGAAACAGUGACGAAUGUUCUCUCCUUAGUAAAGUCGACUUCACUGAGGGCGCGAUUAACGAGCACGGAAUGCAGACGUGGUUUGGACUUUGUCGAUCGGCAAACGGAUGCGAUGUGA